Messenger RNA from Epinephelus fuscoguttatus (brown-marbled grouper), 7517 nucleotides. RefSeq names its product ovarian cancer G-protein coupled receptor 1 (gene gpr68). The transcript is spliced from 7 exons. The record is from RefSeq and is a predicted model, not a curated record. The coding region runs from base 578 to 1702 and encodes 374 amino acids. Gene Ontology annotation, molecular function: G protein-coupled receptor activity. Gene Ontology annotation, biological process: cellular response to pH; G protein-coupled receptor signaling pathway. Gene Ontology annotation, cellular component: membrane. NCBI's taxonomy places the organism in Eukaryota, Metazoa, Chordata, Actinopteri, Perciformes, Serranidae.
UCCACUGAUAUUUCUUUUGCAUGUUGUCUAUCAAAUCAUAUGAAAAAAAGAAAAGAAACUGACAGAUAUUUUAUUUGGAUCACUGCUGCUGAAAACUAAAAAAAAAAAAAAAAGUCCGCAGAUUCCGUUUAGGUCUGUCUAUGAGAUGGUAAUAGACAUAUAGGCAUAUACAGAGUAGAGUAGGCUGGAUUUAUUUUAAACAGCACGUGGUUUAAACGUGGUUUUCAUCUUGACACAUAUUUGGCAUUUACUGAGUGUGUGUAGGCAGAGUGUGUGUGUUUCAGGAAGAGAGAGCACGCGCGCCUGUGUGUAAGCGACAGAGAGGCAGAGCUGGCGGUCAGUUUGAUGCAGACCUUCAGACCGGAGAGAUACGUGGCCAUAUGAAACUGGACUACCCAGUCAGAGAAGACAAGUUUGAGCCAUCGCUGAGUGCUCCAACCAACAUGAAGAUUUAUGUGUGUGUGUUUGUGUGUGUGUGUUGUUCCAUUACAGUUACAUGUUAGUGUGAAAAUGUUUGAAGAGAUAACUGUGGGUGUGUGUAUGUCAAAGGUGAAGUAGUGUGACUGUGAGCAGUGUGAUGGUGUUAAACAUGUCAGAGGAGGACACCAUAAACUGCACCAUCAGCCAUGAAAUCCACCAGUACCUCUUCUCCUGUGUGUAUAUACUCGUGCUGUUGGUCGGUGUUCCCUCCAACCUGUACUCUUUGUACCAUGCUGCUCUGCAGCUGAAGCAGAAGAAUGAGCUGGGAGUUUAUUUAAUGAACCUUACUGUGUCUGAUCUGUUAUACCUGGCAUCAUUGCCACUGUGGCUACAGUACUUCUUUCAGGAUGAUGACUGGAGUCACAGGGAGUGGCUAUGUCAGCUUUGUGGCUUCCUGCUCUAUGAAAACAUCUACAUCAGCAUCGGUUUCCUGUGCUGUAUUAGUCUGGAUCGCUACCUGGCUGUGGUCCACCCUUUAAGGUUCACUUCUCUUCGCUCUAUGAGCGCAGCGUGGCUUGUUACUGCCAUCAUCUGGCUGAAGGAGAUUGCUGUGGGUGUGGUUUUCUUUCGCCAUAAAGAACUGAGCAAAGACCGCAAGAACCAAUCAGUGUGCUUCGAGCACUACCCCAUGCGGCCGUGGGAGUAUCCAAUCAACUAUUACCGCUUCACUAUUGGCUUCAUGUUCCCACUGGCUAUUCUAUCGAUCAGCUACCUGUGUGUCCUUCGUGCUGUGGGUCGGAGCGCUGGGACCCAGCCGGAUCAGAAGACGAGAGUCAGGCAGUUAGUCAGCAGCACCAUCCUCAUCUUCCUCGUCUGCUUCUCUCCUUACCACGUCUUCCUGUUAGUACGCACCCUGUUUGAGCGGGACUGUGACUUCAUCACAGGAAUAUUUAACUACUACCACCUGUCAUUGUUGCUGACCACCCUAAACUGUGUGGCUGACCCUGCUCUGUACUGCUUUGUAAGUGAAAGUGCCCGCCAUGGCUUGUACAGAGCCAUAUUCCAGCCUAUUGGCAGGAUACUGUGCUGCUGCCUUCGCCGUGGCAAUGCCAGCCCUGCCAACCCAGCCACCGAUUCCCAUGAGGUUGCAACUGAUGAGAACAACGGUCAUCCAACUGUGAUGCUACUCACGCACACCAGCACAUUCAACUCAAAAUCAGACACUUCCAGCAAAAAGACAAUUUUAAUCACACAGACUAAUGAAAAAACUAUCACACCUUAAUUGUCCAAAAUGAUAGACACUCUGACAAAUAUGUGGGCAGUGAUGGAAAGCCCAGCUGUGUGAUAGCCAUGGAAGGGCAGAGCCAAGACACAGAGAGGACUGAAGAGACUGACAAGAAUUCCAGCUGACACAGUCCGAGGAGCAAAUUGCGCUAGUACAGGCCUCAGAGCAGUGGGAUCAAUAGAGCAAGACUGCUUGUAAAGGCACAGUCUAGCAGUGGCCCUGAGAGCCUGCCGCCCACCAAGCUAUGUUUACAUCAUCAUCAUCAUAUCAGAUUAUAUCAUAUCAUCAUCAUCAUCAUCAUCGUCCAGUGGCAUUAGACUGAAAACCGUUUCGUCUCUCUCAAAAGUGAUUUAUCUUCGCUUUACUACAACAACAGCCAAUGUGUGAGAGCUCAACAUAAAUCUGGCAUCUGCUUUGCCACUGUAAAUGCCCUGUUUACAUUUGUCUGGUUUAGGAUAGGAGCAAAUUGGAGGUGUAGUUUGAAAUUGACAGGAGGUUACUAUGCGUCAGGAGGUCACAGUUAUUGAUCCUUAAAGGAGUUUCCUUUAAAACAAUUGUGUUAUGCUGCCGCUUUCUAAUAAGGUACCCUUUCCCCAAGGUGCUUGUAAGUAAUGGCUUUAUGAAUGGUUAAAAAUUUAUUUAUUGAUGCUUUAUAGGUCAAUUGUAAGAAACCAUUAAAAAUGUUUGGGUUGCCUCAAAUAUGGUAUCAAUGUAUGGUCAGGGAUAGAGAAAAUAAUGUCAGUCCACCUGCAAGGACAAAAAUAGGCAACUAUAACCAUAACAUUACUUGUUUAAACAUGGUGUUUAACUAAAGCUACAGUAGGUAAUUUACAUAAAGGGUAAGGGUUAGGGAGAAACUGUCACUGUAUAUAUCAACUAAAUCCACACAGUAGAACAAACAGUAGUUUUGACAGUUAGUCAAACAAGGCAGCACUGAUUAGACAUGAAUCUGCAUGAACUGCAAUGCGUAUUUCUCACCUCAGUGGUUUUCAGAAACAUAUUUUAGUGUACUGUUGUUGAGCUUUAAAAUGGGAAAGUUGCUCUGGCUGCAGGGCAGUGCUCCACUCAACUGUUUCCAGCAUAGCUGCCAGGUCACAAACUUUCUCAUUUUACAGCUAAACAGUACACUAAAGUAUGUUUCUGAAAAGAUCUGAGGUGAGGAAUAGGCAAUGCAGUAACAGAAUCUUGAUUUAUAUUUGAUCAGCGCUGCCCACUUUGACAGUUUGACUGCAGUUCAUGAGCAGUGAUUGACAUGAUUAACAGCUGUGUUAGAGAGUUCUUAGCUCUGAUUGGUUGUUUUCCUCCAGCCAUGGUAGAUUCUAGCAAAUUCCAUUAGAGGUAAUAGGUUUAGGAGGAGGGACAUAAUUUUUUCACAGACCAUUUGUCUUACAUAAUACUGGAUGUAGUGACAGUUUCAGCAAAUAUGACAACCUCAGUUAUUUUCAUAGAAGUCAUGAACUGUAGCUUUAAGAUGUCUGUCCGUCUGUCCAUCCUGGAAGAGCGAUCCAUCCUCAGUCUCUCUUGCUGAGGUUUCUACCAUUGUUUUUCCCAUUAAAGGGUUUUUUUGGUGGGAGUUUUUCCUUAUCCACUGUGAGGGUCCAAAGGACAGAGGGAUGUCGUAUGCUGUAAAGCCCUGUGAGGCAAAUUGUGAUUUGUGAUAUUGGGCUUUAGAAAUAAAAUUGAGAAGUGUCUGAAGGGGAAAAUAGCGCAGGCCAUGGUGCAGUUUUGACAACUGUGGCUGAAACUGAGCUUUUUUUUUUGUUCUCCACAGCAUCGUCUUGUGACAAACUUGUGUUUCAUCGUUAUUUAAAAGCAAUUACCUUGAUUACUUCCACCACUGAUCUGAGUAGUGUGACACUGUACUGAGUGACAGAGGAGGAUCAUGGACAGAACAUUAAGACAGUAAACAUGACAGAAAAACAUUAAUAACCCUAUUAGUUACAACUUACAACUUUUCUGGUAAAGGGAACUUAUUAGAAAGUGGUACCAGUGUUCCCUUAAAAAGAUGUCAGUGUGUCAGUAUUAGUGCAGCCAUUUAAGCUCCAUAAUGCUAAUUCUUCUCUCUUCCUAAAAGCAAUCUAUAAUGUCACAUUUAACUUUUGGACAUAUUCAUCUUCUUAUUGUAGAGUGAGAAGCUGAAUUUGAUCUUAUAUUAAUAACCCUUUAUAUUUAAACCCUUUAAUAUUGGAAAGAAAUCAAUUAAUUUUCCAGCAUAAUCCAUCCACUUCUAUCUGCUAUACAACCAAGAAAAGGACUACAAGAUUUUCCACAAUAAUUUGACUCAGUGAGAUGAAGUAACAACACAGUGUUCAGUAUCAGUACAAACAUACAGCUUUACUUGAAGUGUUGCUAAUAGCAUAUCACAACUGCAUUAAGAACACAUCCUGUGCUUGGUAGCUAAUUAUUUUUAACAGUGCGUCAACGCUUUGCACUCAGGUAAAAGGUGGAAUAAUGAUGGUGCAGCUAUACAGCUACUGACUUUAAUGGACUUAAUGACAUUAAAGUUUAAAGUACUAAAGUUGUACAUGAAUAUGACAGAAAUCUGUCAACCUUCUACAGUAUUUUGUUCAGCAUAGAUACAGUCGUUGUUUAGUCACAUGAGAAACUACUACAUUGAUUAUGAUUAAUUAAACUCACCAUAAUAUAAAUACCCUACAGGCAUUAAUGCCACGAUGUAAUAGACUAGCAUGCUUUUGUGAAUUCAGUGGACAUUACCAGACAGUAUAGCAGCGCUAUUACUCAAUGUGACCAUGUUUUGACAAUGUGCUGUAAUGUUAUCACCCAGGGAUUUGCAACCUCAAGAACAAUAGGUCCUCGGAGGAUGAUUUUUUAUUUUUUUUUUAACCAGUGGCUAAACAGUCUAACACUGUUUAGAUAAAGCGUUAGAUUAUUUUUGUUUAUCAAAAAACAGCUCCAAUAUUGCCAAAGCCAAACCCACCAGACUGAAUUUAAAUAAACAGUAGCCUAAUUUUAGCGUGUAUCGAGUCAGCAUAUUUUCACAUGUAACUGGGUGAAUUACAGGUUUAUGUCAACCAAACCAGAACUUGUGAUUGUUAAAACAGUGGAUAGACAAACCAUUUUCUGUAACUUUUAUUUUGUUUCUGUUGCCUUCAAAUGAAGUGUGUUGUAAGAUAAUACAAUUACUGUUUAUUUAAAUAGAGUCUGGUGGGUUUGAAGAAAGCAAUUUUGGGGCUGUUUCUAUCAUAAACAUGGCACAGAAGGGACACAAAGGCUCAAUUCUUCUCCGGUUUGACAAGAGCAAGGUUUAUUACCAAAAGACAGGCAGGGUUCGGUACACAGAGAAUCAAACAAGACAGGCUAAGGUAUCCAAAUCGUGAGGCAAAAGCUAGAUCAAAGACAAAACUGUUAUUACCGGCAAGACGAGACAAGAAAGAGUGCUGGGACGAAGACUGUAACGUACGACGAACUGGCAGUGAGACAGGGGAAGACAUGAGGAUUAAAUACAUGAGGUGAAAGGGGGUGAUGAGACACAGCUGGGGAGGAACAAUCAGGAAACAGGUGUGACAGCGCCAGACAGGAAGUAAAACCUACGGGGACAAGGAGAGACAGGUGAAUCUUUCAAAAUAAAACAGGAAGUACAGGACAAGACACAAAACAUGAACACAAAAUGGGUGACUUAACUAACUGAAAACAGGAUCAUGACAGUUUCUGAUUGAACAAAAUGGAUCAUACUCUUUAACAAAAAUGUCUAUAGGGAUGCUUUCAAUAAUCUUGUCAGACACUUAUAAUAGAAAUCUGAUCCUGUCAGUGGCAAAAACAAACACUUUUAGUGGGCACUUUUAGUGGAUGUAAAUUGACAGUGUGAAUACUUCCUGAGUGGUUGUGUUGCUUUGGCUCGAAUGCUGCUCUCUCUCAAUAGUGGACCAAUUUUAAAAAAAAAUGUUCUUCCCAUCGAUCACUUAGACAUAAAAACAUGCAAAAAAAAGAAAAAGAAAAUAAAAUACCCUUUAAUGCUAGAUUUUUAGGUUUAUUUGAUGCACAGAAAGCCACACAGCAACUUUUCAGCAUUGUAGCAAAUGCUAAAUUUUCCCACUUGGAUGUGACCUUUCUUGGCCGUUUCCAUAAACACAGACUGUAUCUAUGAUGUAAUGUCCAUGGACUUACUAGUAGCAUUGAUUAUCGAGUGCCCCAGGAUUGAGACCCAAACCCUGGAAAUGAGUUAGCAUUUUUGCACUUUCAGUUCCCACUAGGUGUUAAACUCAAUGGAUUUUAUGAAUGUGUUUUUGGUUAGAUGCCUGAAACAAGGUCUGCUUAACAGACUUUCAUGUUUUUUUCAACAAUAUAAAAUUCAUCAGUAAAUACCCCAUUAAUGAAUUUUGAAGCUUGUGUCUUAAAAAGGUGGUUGCUAACAAGCGGCUAAAUGAGACAACAAAACGUCAUCACGCAGUAGUAGUCGCAGUAGUAGUUUAUAGCCCACCGGUGGCUUUUACUUCUGGUGAUUGCAUUCAUGCUUCAAAAAUCAUACAGGUGGUGUUUAUUUGUGAGAAUUAUCUCACUUAACAAAAUGUGUAAACAUUUGUUUGCCACAGAGACUUUCUUCUGCAAUAAUCCAAAAUCCAAUGGAAAAAUCUCACAGGUUUUUUGACUAGGGAACCAUGCUAACAUCUGUGUUGGCCUACAGAAAAUGACCAUCCCUGGAUCACUCUUUAGAAAUCUUUGGCUUUAAAGCAAAAUUGUGUAACUUUUGCGAAAAAAUAAUUGACAAGUAAAGGCUAAUGGUGAAUGCUAAAUCAUAGAGUGACAGCAGAACAAGAGUUGUCCAGUCAGCUAUCUUACUCUGUCAAGGUUGUUAGCAAUAGCUACCUAAAGUUUACUGACAAUACAGGGUAGCUAACAUUAGCCCCAUAAGCUAGUGGUCAUGCCAGACCAUGUAAGGCUGUAGCAAACAAAACUCCUCAGUGUAUUUAAUAGUAAAAGGAUGUUUAUUUCUUUCGACAAAAGUUACGCAGUCUUGCUUUAAACACUAAUUUCAUCAUUAAUCAUUUGACCCGACCGUCCUUCCUGUUUUGCUUAUUUCACAACUUUAACCACAACUUAAAUGGUUUUAAUAUGUUACAUGUGUUUUAAAAAGUGCUACUAUUUAUUUUUCAGUAUUUUUGAAAAGUACUUGUCAUUUUAACUAAUGAUACCAUUUUAAAAGCAAAUGGCUCUGGGUGACUUAAAAGUUUCAUGUUGGUGUCAGAUAGAUGUGCAGCAUGUGACAGGCUUUAAAACGGGCAGUCUGUGGUUUUUAACAUUGGCAUACAUCUGUGCCACGAGAGACUAAAUAUCAAGGGAAACAACCUCUAAUGUUUACAUAUUGCUAUUUGCAUGCAUGGGAAUGGCCAUAUUGUUAUUGUCAUAAUUUUAUAUUGUUAAGAAUCUGUAAGUCCAUUUGUUAUUCAGCUACUAUACGUUCACAACUUGUGUUGUAGAUCUAUGUGUGGGGAGUAUAUAUAAAAUUUCAUCACUUAAAGAACCUCAACAAAAUCCUCCACAGUCAUGAUAUGUUCAAAACUUGAGUUUCUAUCAGAGAAUAACAUUACUUUAAAUGUUAUAAAAAUGUUAAAUUAUUGUCAAAGUUUUAAUUGUUGUGGAAAUAUAACAUACGGUCAAAAUUAAAAAAAAAUAUGAAUUAACUCUGACUUAAUGGUGGAAAAUGUAAUUUUUACAGAGAUAUAAUAUGGUCAAACCUUCAGUUGUUAUAGACCUAUAGUAUUAUGGUCAAAGCAUCUUGUCAUAGUGAUAAAUGUUAAAAUGAGAUAUCUUUAAAGUGACAAAUGUGAAUAUUUUCAUACUAAACUGUAUAAUA